Molecule: messenger RNA, 5459 nt
Organism: Numida meleagris (helmeted guineafowl)
Lineage: Eukaryota; Metazoa; Chordata; Aves; Galliformes; Numididae
Gene: HARBI1
Product: harbinger transposase derived 1
Exons: 4
Coding region: 3988-5034 (348 amino acids)
Source: RefSeq, a predicted model, not a curated record
UCAAUCAUAACGAAGUCAUCGUGGGUGUUCCCUGUGCUGCUGCCACUGGAGCCCUCCGAGUGUAAGCUGCCUUGUAGAGGAGAUUCAGUCUCUGGAGAAUCAGGAGGAUUGACCUGCCCAAGAAAUUGAAGAUGCUAAUCACCCUGAAGCAGCUCGUCAGACAUCACAUGUACGGGGCACACAGCCCCUCGCAGCAGCGCUGCACUUCUGAGCGAGCGGGAGCACUCGGCGCUCAACCUUCAGCAGAGGUGGAACUGCAGCCCUGAGAGGGGCCAGCAACCCCAGCCACCCACAGAACAUCAGAUAAUCAUUAAUGACUCUGCACAUCCACGGCUUCUAUUCAAAACAGCCCCAUCAACAGAAGUAAACGUCUAUUUUAAGUCGUGCUGCUACACAAGAGUACCGCAACUUACAGAGCACUUUCUAGAGUGCUGCUUUCUGAAUGACUCUAAAAAGAAAGCUGGGCAUCUACACUGGUGGAAAGUUCCUCAGCUACAUCCAUGCUGCAUCUCCCCAUAAUCUACUGCUUUAAUUAUAAGGCAUGGUUUGAUGUGAAAUCUAACAACAUAAGCUGUAGAUACACUAUCAGAUUAUCCUUUGGGUAUUUUAACCUCCUCAGAACGUUUCCUGCGCUUAACGUCCACCAGCCAGAGACUGCACAUUUCUCUGUUGCAGGGGAGAUGCAAAAGGAAGCUAGUACUUGGAGCACCAGAUGGUUAAUUGAUGCACCACUCUAAUGUAGAAAAAUUGAGCUUUUACUAUAGAAGUACUUACCACUACAAAAGGAAAAAAGAGUGAGCUGUUAUUAUCCUUUUGACUUAACUGAGCAAAGCACUGUAAGAGAGGAGGAGCCAGGAUCCACAACAAAACUUGGAUUAGCUGGCUAACUAAAUACUGCAUUUAAAAAGUGCAUCUUCUUCUCGGCGAAGAGAAAACUGAAAUUUACAUCCAAGAGAAAACAAAACAGCUUUUAAUGAGAGGAGAAGAGAGAGAGCAUUUAUUUGUAACCCUAGGAGAAAGCUACAAGGAAGCGCUAUAUCCUUAUGGUGCAGGAGAGCUGUCAAAUAAAGCACCUACAUUUUCCUCAUGGGACUGGAAAAAAAAUUAGGAUAUUGACUUGCAAGAUAUUAGAAAACUAAUGAAAGAUGUUAGGCUCACUGGUCUGUUAGGAAAGGAAAUGAAGCAUCAAACCGGUUCUCUGCGCACUGUAAUGAAUCAGUUCUAACCGUUCUGUACCCAAAUAACUCCAGAGGGGAGAAGAGUAGCCCUCAGAAGCAUGCUGUGGAUUCGGGCUUCAAAGGAGGAGAGCUUUACAGUUCUGCCCUGCUCCAUCUGAAUUAGGAUUCCUUCUGCAAGAUCCCAAGCUUUCUAUAACAUCCAAAAAACAUUUGGAGUCUCAUACUCUCACCUCAAGCUCCCAGUGCUGUAACAGCUGACUCACCAGAGCCUAAUGUACAGUAGCAAGCAUUGGGCAGCAUUUCAUGUCAGGGAGCUGUAAUUUCGGGGACAACGAUCACCUUGGAACUCAGCUCCUGGCACGCCCAAGGCCUGUCACUGGGCAGGCAGCACCUCCUCAUUUUUGCAGGGAUCCUCUGAUGGUUAUGUGUGACCUGCUGAGGCUUUAGGAACACGGCUCACCUUUGGGAUCACUCUUGGUAAGAAUCAAGACUAGAACUAUAGCAAACACUUUAUUUACAAAAAAAAUGCCUUUGUACCCUCAGGUUAGCUGCUACUGCCUGACCCGAACACAAAGAAAUUCGUUAAACUUGUUUUGACCAAACUCAUCCAACUCUUAAGUCCUGCAGCUUGUGAUGCCAAUAGGGUCCUUGCUAAGCGCUAGUCACUCAAGCAAUGCUCCGUUCUGGGGCGAUGUGAUCGAAUUUUACGUGGAAUAACAACCAGAAGGAACUGACCUUUGGUCUUGCUCAGAAAUCCACAGAUGACUGAUUCCCCCUCAACCAAAGAAUUUCUUAACCAAAAAAAAACUGUGCUGCUAGAACCUUGCACACAGGCUGCUCACAGGUAAACCAAGCACCAUGGCCACACAGCUUUUGGCUUUGUUGCUGCCCUUCUGCAACGUCCACUUCCAUGCUCUAUUUAUUCAUACCUUUGUCUCUGCAUUCCUCUAAACAGAAAAGUCUGAGAAAAACAUUCAAAAGACAAAUGCUACACGUGGCAUUUUUAGCUAAAGCCUCGCUCUUUCUUACAAUACAGUGAAGCAGAGAAGAAUAUGAGCCUUAUCCAGCAGUCAGAUAUCUAGCCAUUGUGCCUCACACACUCUAUUGGUAGUUGCAGUCUCCUUCACCAAGGGCACGUGAACAUGAGGUGAUGGCACCUCAUGUGUAUGAUGCAACAGGCUGCAAGAGCCAUCCCCUUUGUGCACUGCUGCGAGGAAGGACAGCUCCCAGCGUGCCAUGCCCACUGCCAGCAGCCACGCUGCAUGCAGGCACUUGUAGCCGUGCCAUGCAACAGGUGCACAGCACCACUUGUGAGCAGCUGCAUUACCGUACAGCUUUCAUGUCCAAGAAUUCAGCACACGUGAGUGUCUGACACACAAAUGAGAAAGGAGCCGAAACACCUGACGCACAGCAGGCAUUAGCAUUAAUGCUGGGAAAAGCAUACACAGGCUGCUUCCAUUACUUCCAUCCACUGAGAUUUCACUCUGCGUCAUGGCUGCUACAACUUUAACUCAUAAUGCUCUCCUUUAUCUAUCAACGCUAUAUAGUUAUUCGAGGUUUCCAUCCCUGAGUGGCACACCAAUGCUGAAAAGAGCACAAGCCCUGCCUCUUUCUAAGGUGGGCUGCUCUCAGCCCAGUUCUCAUUUUCCCAUUAUCUGACCAUGCCCCCAGACUGGGUUCCCCACUUCCACUGUUCUUCCAGAUCUCUUUCAUAAACACAGGACCCGAAUCCAACCUCUGAGUGCAUCCUGUGUGAAGCUCCAGAAAAUUCUUGUUGAAUCAUUCAGGUAAAACGAACAUGAAAGUUCUGGAAGAUUUUAAUAGAGUGUCUGAUAAAUAGGCUUGGCUGCCAAGGAGACUUUCCUAGAAGGUCUCUUUCAAUGACCAAGAAGCACCAGUGCAAGCAGGUAUUUUGAGCGCAUUAAUAAGCAACUAUAAAAAGCUCACGAUGGAGACAUCAGCUCCAAGGCCAGGCACGUGAGUCAAGCUCUACACGGUUAGACUGAAAGUUAAUCUCCAUUUCCCCUUCUUAGCAGGUCUGCUGGAAACCUGGGGAGAGGGGAGGGAGGAAGAAGGGGACAGUGCUAACUUGAGGUGUGCCACACUCAUUCCUCAAAGUCUGUGAGUUAAAAAAAAAAACAGACAAGCAGGCUCUAUGAGGAAAAUUGAUUCAUAUGAUACAAACAUUCUGAUGAAUAUCUGCAGUUCACUCUGUGGUUAAGUUUUGACUACUAAAGACUCAUUUUUUUCCUGCUGACCAUAACUUCGUAACUGAUAAAUGACUUCCCAGUUUAGGAAGUGCCUUACUAAAGCCAGCCCUGCCAGCUCCACCCGCUUAGAAACAAAAUGGAGUAAUUCCUGUUGACCGGCAGUUACAUUCUGUACUUCCCUGAGCUCUAAAGAUGUGUCAGCACAAAGGUCCGUCCCGGCACUGCAUGUCAGGCCAAAGUGCAGUAGCUGGAGCAGUGUUGCUGCUCGCCCUGUAUCACAGCAUCAUCAUCACAUCGCAGCUCGGCGUGCAUACAUGGUCAGGAAAGUUGAGUAACCCCAAAGAAACCCAGGGGACCCUGUUCGAUCCUCCCGGACGCCUGGCUGAGAGCAAUGCCUUAUCCCUCUUUGCAAACAGGACGGUUUCAUCAGGUCAGGCCGCUCCUGCGAUCAUCUGGAUUUGCUCCAGACUUCGUCUGCGUGGCCAACGACAGCUCAGCGAGGCAGCGGACCUUCAGACAGGGACGAAGGAUGCGGCCGCCAGUGCAGGCACUGGAACGGGCGGUGUGACGCGGCCCCCGGGAGCCCUCGGCCCGUCGCCAUGGCUGUACCCGUCGCGGUGCUGGACUGCGACCUCUUGCUGUACGGCCGCGGGCACCGCACGCUGGACCGCUUCAAGCUGGAGGACGUCACGGAUGAGUACCUGGUGUCCACCUACGGCUUCCCCCGGCAGUUCAUCUGCUACCUGGUGGACCUGCUGGGAGCCAGCCUGUCCCGCCCCACGCAGCGCUCCCGAGCCAUCAGCCCCGAGACCCAGGUACUGGCUGCCUUGGGCUUCUACACCUCCGGCUCCUUCCAGACACGCAUGGGGGAUGCUAUUGGCAUCAGCCAAGCCUCCAUGAGCCGCUGCGUUGCCAACGUCACCGAGGCGCUGGUGGAAAGAGCUCCCCAGUUUAUUCACUUUCCUGAGGACGAAGCGGCGGUGCAGAGCCUGAAGGACGACUUCUAUGCUCUGGCGGGCAUGCCGGGUGUGCUGGGUGUGGUGGACUGCACCCACGUGGCGAUCAAAGCACCCAACGCCGAGGACCUGUCCUACGUGAACCGGAAGGGCCUCCACUCUCUGAACUGCCUGAUGGUGUGCGAUGCCAAGGGGGCCCUGCUGAGCGCUGAGACGCACUGGCCCGGCAGCAUGCCCGACUGCACUGUGCUGCAGCAGGCAGCCCUUGCCAGCCAGUUUGAAACCAAGCUGCACAAGGAUGGCUGGCUGUUGGGUGACAGCUCCUUCUUUCUCCGCACCUGGCUGAUGACCCCCCUGCACAUCCCUGAGACACCUGCAGAAUACCGCUACAACAUGGCGCACUCUGCCACGCACAACAUCAUUGAGCGGACAUUCAGAACCAUCCGAUCGCGAUUCCGCUGCCUGGAUGGGUCCAAAGGCACCCUGCAGUACUCCCCCGAGAAAUCCAGCCACAUCAUUCUGGCCUGCUGUGUGCUUCACAACAUCUCCCUGCAGCAUGGGCUGGAUGUGUGGUCUGCCCCAGCCGCGGGGCACGUGGAGCCACCGGAGGAGGAGUAUGAGCAAAUGGAGUCAAUGGACUCUGAAGCCUGUCGUAUUCGUCAAGAGCUGCUGCUCACUCAUUUUAGCUAGCGCUGUGGCAGCAGGAGGGGAGGGCUUCUCGCUGUUCCCUGGAGAAGAUACAGAGAGCAACAUGCCUCCUCCUCUUAAGCUGGUCAAGACUAAGGGAUGUAAGAUGAAGAGAAAUUCUAUUCAUUUCAGGGGGUAUUCAGAACUUCUCUUCGUCUCCUUGUAGGUGUUAUUAAUUGCUAAAUUGUUGCUGUUGUGAUUCUUAUAGACAUCCCUUUCUCCUAAUUUAGAGGACAAUGACUGUAAAGUGAGAUUGCUGGAGAAACGUGGAAAACUGUGGCAAUAACUAUGACAAAUCUGUAAGCCUCGCACUAUUUUACAAAGCAACAGUUCUAUGCCACUUUGUAACCCAAACCACUUACAAUUGAUUUUUAAACAGUAUUGCACACACAUUAAACCUCCCUGUGGGGCCAUGUCUGAUUUCAUAA